GCGCAUGCGUGGCUCCCGGAGCGUGCAGUGUGGCGAUCGGCGGUGUGCUGUGUCCCUCGGACACAGCUGAUCACCGAUCCACAGAAAGAGCCGAAGAUGUCAGCUCAGUCAUGUGAUCAGCUGUGUCCAAUCACAACUGAUCACAUCCCCAGCAGCGCCAUCUGUCAGUGUCCAUCAGUGCCAGCUCUCAGUGCUCAUCAAUGCCACCUGCCAGUGUCCAUCAGUGCCACAUCAGUGCCACAUUUCAGUGCCCAUCAGUGCUACAUCAAUGCCACAUGUCAGUGCCCAUCUGAGCUGCCUUUCAGUGUCACCGAUCAGUGCCAGUCAGUGCCACCUAUCAAUGCCAGUCAGUGCUGCCUAUCAGUGUGCAUCAGUGCUGCCUAUCAGUGC
Staurois parvus is the source of this 390-nucleotide messenger RNA. The record is from the annotation of a GenBank genome assembly. NCBI's taxonomy places the organism in Eukaryota, Metazoa, Chordata, Amphibia, Anura, Ranidae.